CUUUUGGUCGAAUCGGACGUAUCUAUCGUUUCUCUUGGUAGAAUCACUGUGCUACCUGUGGCUAUCGCGUGUGUUACCUGUAUCUGUAUUUUGGCUUUACAGUUACUAACAAGUUGUGUGCGCUUGAAUGCCAAAUUUAAUUGCCGCUCUUUGCAUGUUCGUCAGCAGUAAUUUUUAAACAUUUUCGAGAAGCGAGUAAAAAACUACUUUCGUUUUCCCCCCUAACUUUCCUUUUUUGUUUCUUACUCGUCGACUUGCCAUUGAAAAAAGUGUCAAAAGCCAGGUGCUAACAAACCGAAAAAGAGUUGAUAUAUUUACUACGGCAAAAAGUAUAUCUGGAAAAAAUUGUGAAACGCGUGUGAAUUUAUCAAUUUUUGGAUUAUGGCCAUUAUGGACACUGCCUGGCGUUGUCGCCUCAUGAUCUUCGGCAUCGUCUCCCUGCUUUUGGUGGGCGAUCUUUUUGGAUAUGGCGGCGGUAUGAAGUCCAACCACCCCAAUCCCCACGCGGUGCGCUCGGGGGGCGGUGCGGGGGCGGGUGGUGCCCCAACGGGUCCGGCGGCUGCAGCGGCCAGCAAGUUCCAGUCGAAGAAUGCCGAAAUCGAUAUAACUGAAGAGCACGAUUUCAAUGAGUUCUCGGCAGCGGCUCAAUCCCUGAAGCCGGGAAUGGCAGUGGUAACUGGGGCAAGUCUGAAGACCAAGUCCCAACUGACGGACACCAUCAAGGAGUCAUGUCUUCCGAAGAUGCUCUGCGAACUGGCCUCCAAACCGGACUACCAGCUCAGCGAAAAGGAGCGGGAACUGCUCAGACUGAUCAGAUCCCCCACCAUGCCCUGGAUGAUGAACAUGCCGCCGAGCAAAUGGUACUUUGCGGCCCACAUGGGCGAACUAAUGCGCCACACGGGCGACAAUCUCAGCGGACCGAUGGGAUGCGCCAAUCUCUGGCCCAACUGCCCGAUCAGCUCCAAGAAGCUAAUGAAGCUCAGCUACAAGGUGAGGGUCUAACCACUAGAUCCGCAUCCUAAGUAUUAGGUAUAGCCGCCUCGACUUUUGUACCAUACAUGUCUUCACCGUUGGAUUACCUUACCUUGUAAAUUAUCUUAAAUAUAGAUUAGACCUUAGUCCCGACAUGACUGAAGUGACUGUAGAACCGUAAACACUUGUAUCCGUAUAUUCUGGCUACGAGUCCUAGGUAGUUUGUAACAAUUACUUAAGUGUGACUAGUCACGACCCGAUUUAGCAUUACGCCUAGUCUAAGUUCGAUGCUCCUGUAAUUGUUAAUAAAUUACACGUUUUUGUGCAUCCACCCUAA
Drosophila subpulchrella is the source of this 1309-nucleotide messenger RNA. RefSeq lists its product as uncharacterized. NCBI's taxonomy places the organism in Eukaryota, Metazoa, Arthropoda, Insecta, Diptera, Drosophilidae. The record is from RefSeq and is a predicted model, not a curated record. The coding region runs from base 382 to 1002 and encodes 206 amino acids. The transcript has 3 exons.